UUCAUUGGUAGAAAGCAUGAGGUUGGAAUUAAAGUGGGAGGAAUCGCAAUUAGAUGGAGUAAUUGAGAAAUAGCGAGGUACUGUGAGUAAAGAAAGCGGAAUAGAGAGACAGAAAGAAGAAAACUGGCUCUAGUUGUUGGCAGAGGAGGAGUGUCAUCAUGGCAGCGCUGGAGCAAUGGUGUUUAUAUUCCAAAAUGCUGCAACAGUUAGCUUAUACUUUAGCAUCCAUGAAGCCAACUCCAUGGGAAAAGGUUAACAAGAUUAUGAAAUUAUGUCCAGUGGAAAGUAACCAUGGAACACUUAAAUUGGAUAGCCGGUCGCAGGAUGUUAUCAUUGCUUUGGGUAUAUAUCUAUUAGAGUCUGGACUUCAGUACAAAGAAAAAAUCCUACCAUAUUUGCUGAAUGUAUUAAGAGACCUCCCUAAAGUUCAGUGGAUUGAUGGACCCAAAGGAACACAAAAACACAGACAGAUAAAAUAUGAAAGUGGUGUUAAAAAAUCAGGCUUUUAUAAAUCUGAGAACCAAGUGAAAUUAUCAGAACUUCCGAUGGGAGAAUGCUUCAGUUUCUGUCUCAAUACAAUUCUGAGUGAUGUGGCCUAUCGUGAUUCAGAGCUCAGGGAGCAGAUUUUGUCAGCACAGUUGGAUACAAUGGUUGUUCUCACAACACUUUGCCAAGGGACACAUGACAUACCUAAAGAAACUUUAUGCACAUCUAUUGUACCAGCUCUAAUUGGAAUGGCUCGAGCCAUUGGCCGUUCUUCUGAUGAUGAAAUACCUCUCAUAAAGCUGCUGUUUCCUUUACCAAGUUCCUGUGUUAUGGAAGAGGUGUUGAGCGAUGACAAAAGCCCUCCAAAGAAACCAUUCACCAAAUUCCGAUCGAUAUUCCCACGCACGUUAUCUUCCCAUGUAAUCACACCAGAAAGUCCUACAAGUCCCACACCAGGCAUCAACGAUGGCCCCAUUGAUUUCAGACGUGAACGAUCUCCCUCCCCUAUGGCACCAACACAACAUAAAGGAGGUCUGACGGAUGAAUUGCUUGACCCUACAAUCCGUUAUUUCAAUAAAGUCGGAUCUAGUUUCACACGAACCAAACCCUGGGGUUUUGAAAUCAUUCCUGAAGAAGAUCACUUAAAAUUUUCUAGUUCUCAACUCCAGACACUUGUUAGUGUGGCCAAACGUUUGCUGAGUAAGGACAUUCUGAAAAAUCUAGAUAGCAUGGCCGCUGAAGUAUAUACAUAUGGUCAUCUGAUGCGAUUUCCAUACAAAUCUUUUAGUGAGACAGUUACCUUGGUAGUGGUUACUUUGCUCAGAGAUGUCUUGGAACAAGAAAAAGAUCUGCCAGCAUCUUUUAUGAAGGAAGUGCAAGAUUUUGUAAAAUCCUUAUAUUUAUCCGGACAAACUGAACUCCAAAGCAAAUAUCAACGAAGUGCUUCCGACAUUCGCCAGUUACAUUUUGAUCCGUAUGAAUUGAUGGUGUGUAGUAAUGCUGCCUGUGUUGAUUUGUUGUUCUGGGCCGUCAGGGAUGACUCUGAAGCUGAGAAUCUAUGUCUACGAUUGACCGAAAAGAUCAACUCCAUAACAGACAAAAAGUUACUUCUGAUGCAUAUGCCGUUACAAAUGGUAUCUCUAGAGGCUCUUGGUAAAUUAGCCACCAAAUUUCCUUGUCUUGCGAGUACCAUGUUAGCAUCUUUGCGGGAAUACCUCGUUAUACCUUCCCCUGUGCUCAGCAAACUCAACAAAUAUGCAACACAAGAGGCCAACAUAAAAAUCACAGUCACUGAUGAAAAUCGCAUUUUAAACAAACGGACCAGCAAUCACCCCAAAAAUAAAUUAAUGGCUACUUUAGAAAACCUUCGAGACACAGCAGUAACGAAUGUAUGCAGGUGUUUGAAAGCUGGUUUACAGGUUGACCAAGAUAUUGUACAAGCGUUUCUUGCCUCUGUCUCGAAUCGAUUAUAUCGUACAGAGACCAGUGAUAGAGAAUCUGCUCUGAUCUCAACAAAUACAAUUCUAACACUUGGUCAUGUUGCUGUGGCGCUAAAAGAUACACCGAAGACUGUAGAAUCUGUAUUGCAAAUAUUCCAGCAACGAUUCUGUUCCCCCCAAUCUCAUCUUGAUGAGUUGAUCAUUGAUCAGCUAGGAUGUAUGAUAAUGGCUGGAUGUUCCAGCAUAUCAGGAGAAGUGAUGAAGAUGUUUUCUCAGAUCAGCAUUGAAAGCAGUUCAGCCUAUGGACGCUAUGACAACGAAGAUAAAGUCAAUGCAUACAGACAUGUUUCCCUGUCAGUAAUAAAUGCUUUUGCAAACAUCUCAGCUAAUAUACAAACUGAGAAUGAACAAAUUGAGUUACUGAUUCGGUUAUUGGAACUGUUUGUGCAAAUGGGGCUGGAAGGCAAACGGGCGAGUGAGCGUGCUCAAGGAGCAAUGAAGGCAUCAAGCAGUGCUGGAAAUCUUGGUUUACUCAUACCAGUAAUUGCUGUGCUCGUUCGGCGUUUGCCUCCAAUUCGGGAUCCCAAACAACGUUUAAACAAACUAUUCAGGGAUUUCUGGCUUUAUUGUGUAAUUAUGGGAUUUGCCGUAGAAGAUUCAGGUAUUUGGCCCCAUGAUUGGUUUGAAGGCGUCUGUGAAAUUGCUGUAAAAUCUCCUUUACUGCUUUCGAGAGAACACCUACGUUCAGAGUUGCGCUACAAUACAGCACUUAAAAAUGAUGGAGUUGCACCAGCCGAAGUGAAUGAACUACGAUUAAGUAUUUGCAAUUUGCUCAAUCAAAGCACAGAAGUGACAGCUAUUAUAAACCGACUCAACUUCGCACAGUGCGCUUAUCUCCUUUCAGUGUUUCGCUUGGAGACACUCAGGGUAACUUAUUCCACUGAUCCAUUAUCAUUCCAAGGGUUAUUCCAUUACUUAGAAGACAAUACAAUCAUCAAAGAUAAAGCCAAUAUGUGGCAAUGUCUUGCUGCAGUUUCCGAUAAAGUCUUCAGCAAGUUCUUAGAAGUCAUGGCUGAAAAGCCAAAAACAGACGAAAGAGAGAGAGAAUUGGAAAGGCAUGCCCAGUUUUUGUUGGUGAAGUUCAACCAUGUCCAUAAGAAUAUUCGGUGUGUAGCUGACAAAUACCUGUCAGGUCUAGUCGACAGGUUUCCGUAUUUACUGUGGAGUGGAGUGUUAUUACAAACCAUGCUGGACAUUUUACAAGUUCUGUCAAAGUCCCUGGAAGUGGACCCUCAUGCCAAAGCCCCAGAUUUAGCCAUACCAAACACUCCUUACAUCUUAAGAGUAAGAGACAACAUGGUUGACAGAGAGAAUACCGUAAAGGAUUUUGCUGCUCGUAGCACAGGAAUUAUCCAAGAAGCCAUGAAAUGGGCCCCUAAUGCUACCCGAUCUCAUCUCAUUGAAUAUCUGCUGAAAAUGGAACACUCAUCUCAAGGGUUAUACUACCACAGUGGUCUUGCCCUUGCUACUGAGAGUGUGUUAAAUUAUGCUGGAUAUAAUAAAACUGCAGCCCCCUUAGGGACUGCCACCCUUGAUAGACGACCAAAUUGUGUUACGACUGACAGUUCCAAUUUCAUGGCUGCUUUAAGUUUGCGAAGUCGUUUCAGUGGAGAAGUUUCUGGUAUGAGAUAUGUUUGUAAUAAUGAUGAAGAACUAAUCAAAAAGUUGUGUGAUGGACUUGAUAAAGACUGUGAUAAUAAAAAGUCAGAAGAGAUCAAAGCAGGGAUGUUCAGAGUAUGUGCACUUCUUAUUUCAAUUAAAGUACUCAAGCGUCAAUUACUUCAUACCUUGUGUUGGGUUCCUGUUAAGGAUUUUACAGAAAGAACUAUGGAAGUUGCUGUUACGUGCUGGGAAUGGCUUCUUGCUGCUCGGCCUGAUUUUAGUAUUGAGUUCUUAUGUGAAAUGGCCAUGGCUUGGCAGAUGACAGUUGAUAAGAAACUUGGCAUCUUUGCUGAAGACAAACCUCGGCCUGAUCCUUUAGCUAAAACUGAGGAUCAAAUUCUUGAUCCAAAUCCUCCACAUGUAGCUGGUCAUCAGAUCUGGACGAAGUUUCUCGCUGAACGUGUUGAAAUUGCACGCUACUGCAGUGUUGAUCAAGUGGGCAUCCUGCUUUCCCUGCUUCAUAAAUCUCUCUCUAUUAGUGUAGGAAAACAGCCUGGAUUAAUUUCCCGACACCCAGCUGCCUUGGGGCCAAGAGUCAGGCUGUUAACAAUGGGUCUAUCUCUUCUACAAGGGGUACUUCUUCCUAACAAUUUAAGCCGCAGUGUACUUCGUGAGAGGGUCUAUGCUGCAACAUUAGACUACUUUUGUGGUCCUGUAAUCUGCCCAACUCAGCGUGGUUCUGAGUUAAGGGAAGACAUCAUCAGUUUGAUAAAGUUCUGGAAAUUGAUGCAUGCUGACAAGAAAUAUCUUAAGUCCAAUGUGUUACCAUUCUGCGCUGCUUCAGCUACAGAUCCUAGUAAUUUGAAUCCCGCUCAGCUGUCUAUGUCUGGCACAUUUUCAUCUGACCUGAAGUCAUCGCAAUCGUCCAGUGGAUGGAUGAACACCAUCAAUAGUGGGGUUUCAGUACAUUCCAAGAGAUCUACCACAUUGUCAGUUUCACCCACAUCCUUCCAGUCAGGCUAUGAUUUUUCUGAUGGUUCCAUGACCCGCGGCCCUGACAAUGAGUUUUUUGGCAGCGCUGGGACUCUGGGUUCUGGUACAAGAAAAUUUAAUACAGCUGGGGACCACUUUGUCAAGGACUACAUGAGGAAAAGAAAUCUGAUUCUGUCUUUAAUGGCAAAUGCUAUUGAUGCCUUUAUAACCUGGCACAAUCCACUUGAACUUAUGGAACAAAGGAUACCUGGUGAAGAGACCAUUACAACUUGGCGGAAUCAGAUAAUGACAGAGAAGCAUUACAGAGAAACUGCUCGACUUGCUUGGGAUAUUUCCCCAAUUCUUGGUGUCUAUUUACCCAACAGGUUCAAAAACUCUGAAGCCCUUGUAAAAGAGGUAACCCGCCUUGUACGACUUAACCCAAUGGUGGUAAAUCAAAUCCCAGAAGUUAUUAAUUACUUAGUGACAGUCCACAGUGUUGAAGCCGAUGCUCCUGAGUUGGUACAUGUCCUUACUUGGGCAGCUGUGUCUCCGGGGGUGGCACUGUCCUAUUUUUCCCGUCAGUUUCCACCACAUCCUUUGACGGCUCAGUUUGCAGUACGAUCUUUGCGUUCGUAUCCACCAGAUGCUCUUAUCUUCUACAUUCCACAACUGGUACAAGCACUGCGAUAUGAUAAGAUGGGUUAUGUUGUAGAAUUUAUUCUAUGGGCAUCAAAGUAUUCAUCGUUACUAGCUCAUCAGCUUCUGUGGAACAUGCAAACCAAUGUCUACCAGGAUGAAGAUGCAACCAUCAAAGAUGAUCAAAUUGGGGAUCUACUGGAGAGUUUGAUGAAAGACAUCACAAAGAACUUGUCUGGUGCUGCUCUCAAGUUUUAUCAAAGAGAAUUUAAAUUCUUUGGAAAGAUAACCAAUAUCUCAGGAGAAAUUCGGCCCUACCCCAAAGGCCCAGACAGAAAAGAAGCUUGCUUGAAGGCCUUAGCCAAAGUUCAACUUCCAAAAGGUGUGUACCUCCCUUCUAAUCCUGAAGCUGUCGUUGUAGGAAUAGAUUAUCAUUCUGGUACACCAAUGCAAAGUGCAGCAAAAGCACCAUUUUUAGCUCGAUUCUCUGUCAAAAAAUGUGGAGUAAAAGAACUAGAAAAUCUCGGCUUGGAAGAAUCCUAUGGUUCAGAAAAUGAUGGCAUCCCUCAGCAUUGGCAAGCUUGUAUUUUUAAAGUUGGUGAUGAUGUACGGCAGGAUAUGUUGGCGUUACAAGUGAUAACAAUGUUCAAGAAUAUAUUUGAAUUGGCUGGUCUUGAGCUCUAUUUGAAGCCAUACAGAGUUGUUGCGACUAAUCCUGGGUGUGGUGUCAUUGAGUGUGUUCCCAAUGCCAAAUCGAGAGACCAAAUUGGUCGACAGACUGACAUAGAUAUGUAUCAAUAUUUCAUAAAUAAAUACGGUGAUGAAGACACCACAGACUUCCAAGCUGCAAGGCGUAACUUCAUUGUGAGCAUGGCUGCUUACAGUGUAAUCAGCUACAUUUUACAAAUCAAAGACCGACACAAUGGAAACAUAAUGUUAGAUGGUGAUGGCCAUAUUGUUCAUAUUGAUUUUGGGUUUAUGUUUGAGAGUUCACCAGGAGGAAAUUUAGGCUGGGAACCAGACAUUAAACUAACAGAUGAAAUGGUGAUGAUAAUGGGUGGUAAAAUGGAAGCUCCACCAUUCCAGUGGUUCUUAGAGCUCUGUGUUCAAGGUUUCUUGGCCAUCAGACCUUAUCAAGAAGCUGUGGUAUCUCUUGUAUCACUGAUGCUUGACACUGGACUACCAUGUUUCCGUGGACAAACUAUCAAACUCCUGCGCAGCCGCUUUGCUCCCCAAGCCAAUGAACGAGAUGCAGCAAAUUUCAUACUGAAAAUCAUUCGUGACUGUUACCUAAAUUGGCGAGGCAAAACCUACGACAUGCUACAGUAUUAUCAAAAUAAGAUCCCUUACUGAACGACUCAGUCUGCAUUUUCUUGCACAUUCAUAUUCUCUGUACAUCUUUACACUGUAUCUGUGCAGUGUUUCUGUUGUGGACUGGAGGAAAAGCUACAAGUUAGACACGUUGGCCUGUCUGUUGGUCCUGAAACAUUACAACAACACAACACUGAUACCUUCAUGUCAUCGUGGUCUGUGAUAGUUAAAGCUGUUCUCUUGAUUGUUGUAGCAGCUUCUUUCAAACAAUCAACUAGUGUGUAAGAGACAUAUCACAAACUCACACAUACGCACGUGCAAAUGAUCACACACACACAUUACAUAUGAAACAUGCAUACAUUUCCACCACUAGUUUUAAACAUAAAAUAAAUUACCCUGAUAUACAGAAAUAAAAAAAAAAAUAUUGGAGACCUCCUCUUUUAAGAGUAGACGUAGUCAGCAGUUGAUACAUAUAUACAUAUAUGUAUGUAUGUAUGUAUAUAGUUUUUCAAGCUUUAUUAUUAGCUGGGCAGAUGAUAGCUGCUAAGUUGGUGAGAGAAAAGUUGCAGGUCUCCAACAAUCGGGAACUAUUAUUUUUUAUUUUUUUAAGCUGAAAUUGUUAUUUGAAUGAAAGUUGUUGCAUUGAGUGACCAAAUUUGAUCUGUUAGAAUUUGGUUACUGAAUAUAUUUCCUGGAUUAAAUCUUAUCCACAUGAUAGGAAAUCAACAUUAUUGUUUUGAAAUAUUUUCUAAUAUUUCUAAAUAUUUUCUCUGUUGGUGCGUGCAUUGUUCUUGUUAUGAUGCCAGUUGUUAUGAUACUCUAAUCAGAGAUUGGUGGUGGCAUCGUUGUACAACAGUUUCAAGGCCAGUAUGUAUAUUCCUGUUGUAUAUUUGUGAAUAGCUACACUACAUCAUCAUCAUUCAUUUCUUUUAGCGUCCACUUUUCCAUGCUAGCAUGGGUUGGACAGUUUAUUGAGGCAGAUUUUUCUGUGACCAGAUGCCUUUCCUGUCACCAACCAUCACCUGUUUCCAAGCAAGGUGAUAUAUUUGACCAGAUGAGUUCUCGCAGAAUAUUGGAAAUGAAUGACACUGCUUGUAUGACAGUGACCCUCAUUUACAACAAUACUGUGAUGUCAAGAGGAGACACACACACAUAGAUAUACAUGUAGUAUGUAUAUAUAUAUAUAUUAUAUAUAUAUAUAUAUAUAUAUAUAUAUACACACACACAUGCAUGUAUGUGUGUGUGUGUGUGUGUCUAUUCAGUGACUGGGAAUGUCAGUCAUCCUAUUAUGGGUCAAUGUUUUUCUUAUGGACAGAAGACUACAGUUGCAGGCCCUCACACAUCUAAACAAAUCCCUUGUCAAAUAAAACAAAUCAUUUUACAAUCAUGUAAAAGUUGGAAGCAAUUCUGACAUUUUAUCAGACACCUCAAACAAAAUACGGUGUGAAUUGAUAGGAGUGAUUUUGUUUGCUUCUUCAGAUUCAGUCCCAUUUCAGUCCCAUCUGAAAGUAGACUGGUGUGUCACCUGUGGAACUGCACUUAGAAUUAGGAGAGAAGAAAAGAGAAUGAGGCCUACAGUGACAAUAACUUCAGUUGCUAGUCUCAUUUUUCUAAAAAGAAUGCAAAUAAAAACUUUUUUUUUCCCCCAGAACAUCUUGACCAUAACUCCCACAAAAUUUAUUUACAAACAUUCCUGUUUAGCUGAAUUCUUUUUCUUUCAAUUUUGUCUUUUUUCUUUUAAUGAAUCUGAUUUUGACUGUUUUCUAGCGCAAUCUUUCAAACCAGAAACAUUUCACUGUUUUAAUGUUUGAGAAGAACUUUCUAUCAUUCACAUUACCAAUUACCUCUUUCGCUUUGGAGCAAAUUCCAAAUGGUUUCUUUUAUAUAUUUGUUUAUUGUUUAGAUACAAUUCUGUUUUUGUUUUUCACAAUAUUUCACUUGUUUUCAGAAAUAACUCCAUGACAUUUUAUUUUCUCCAUUUUGUCUCUCAGAAAUACCUGUCUAGUCUCUUGAUGGGACCAUGAUUUCCAGUUAUACAGAGAAACAAGAUUCAAAAUUAUUUAAUUUGAUUAAUUUAUUCGUCAUCAAUCAAUAUGUGGAGUAACUAAGUUUAUUCCAAAGUUGGUAUUCAUCAGAUACAUUUCUAGAAAGUCUUUCACAUUUUACUUCUCACUUGUUCUGGCAAGAAAUCUUUUGGGUUAAAUGUCUGUAUAUUACUUUCUCCUCAAUAAUAGUUACGUCUCUGAAAAAAUGAUUUUCACCAACUUUGUCUUACAGCUGUAUAGAGUGAAGACAGGUUGUGUGUUAUACUCGUAUCAGUCUCAAGUAAAAUUUUCAUCAAUAUUCUACUUGUAUAUUCGUCUUCCAAUUUUAACAAUUUCGAAACAUGUAAUUUAACAUGAUUUUUUUUUUUUAAAGAUAAAUCCAAUUUGUGUUGAAUAUUUGAUCUGUCUCCUUAGAAUUGUCACAUAUUUUUAGUGCUGUAACUUCAUGGUCUUUAUUUCAGAUCUUUCCCUUCUCUUAUUAUAAAGACUAAAUUUGAAAUUAAAUAUUUAUCUUACCUGUAUGAUUCCAAGGAAUUUAGACUUUAAGGCUAAAAUCUGGUAUGAUUAUUUUCCAGUCAGAAACUUGGUGAAUGUUUUCAUUUAAAACAAAAACAAUCAAGUCUUAUUACAUUUUUUUUUGUUAAUAUUUUCAUGUUAUUUGUGACUUUUCAAAAAUGAUUGCUUCACCUAUUAAUUUAGUCCUGCAGGUGAUACAGCUUUAAUUCUCCAGUAGAAUUUUAAAACUCAUUUUAUUAUUUAGUAGUUGAAAAUUUAUUCUUAUGACUGAUCUUGGGGUUAGCAAAAUGGUUGUCAAGUCCUUAUAAACACAGUACUUCUUGUAAUCCAUCUUUUUCCAUCUUAGACAUCAUAUAAUGAACUCAUUUCCUUUCAUUUGUUGAUUAUAUUUUUUAAGAAAAAUCAUUGACUAAUGAUUAGUUUAGAAUACCAUUUUGUUAAAUUUCCUGAAUCAGAUUCUAUGAAACAAUGUUGUUGAAUCACUAGAAACAGAACUGUUUGGUCACAAAGUGUCAAGUGUAAAGGAUGCUUAGUGUUUAAAGAGCAAAGUCUAUUCAAUAUGAUUUAUUCAUAAAACUGUUUUACUUUCUUCCUUUAAAUUUUCUCCCAUCUCAUAGUCAUUGACUUUAUUUUUGACAAAUUAAAAGAACUGAAAAUAAAGUAUGCAUUUCUUUAUGCAAUGACAUUUUAAUUGCAAACAUGACAGAAUAUAUUUCUAAAUAGAUGUACAUCAGGUGACAGAGAUAAGCUAUUUUAUUUUGUGCUGAUUUUAAACUGUGACAAAAGUCUGCUAUUAAUACUUGUCUUUUUCCGUCAUUCUUUGCACUCAGCAGUCUUUCUUCUGUAUGAAAUGAUCCAACAAUGAUCUCACUUCACUUUAUAUUAUUUUUUGCUUCUUUAAACCCUUUCGUUACCAACCCGGCUGAAACCACCUCUGGCUCUGUCGUACAAAUGUCUUGUUUUCAUAAGUUUUGCAUUAAAAUCUGCCCCCAAAGCUUAGCCACGAUUUAUGUUCCUAACACUAGCUGAAUGAUAACUAAGUUAUUUUACUAAAUUCUUUGUUAUAUUUAAAAUUAAUUGAAAGAAACACAGAGCAUCUCAAAAUAAAUACAGUAAUGAAAAUAAGUAAUAUAUUUUUAAUACAGAAUUAAUUUUCAGUGUCUAACUGGACAAGUAUCUUGGUAUACAUAUCUUAUUAUGUUGGCUUUGUUUAACUAACAUACCUGAACAGCAACAGGUCCUUGUUUACCAUUUUUAUACCAUUUUAACUACUUGCCUCUAAAACUGUAAUUAUGUAAAUUAGCUUAUUAAAAUUAACUCUCAAAGCUAACAUAAAUUAACAUCUUUGACAAACAUGGCUCUGUAGUUACGUUUGCUUCUUCCCAACCACGUAGUUUUGAGUUCAGUCCUGCUGGAGCACCUUGGGUAAGAGUAUCUUCUUCUAUAACUCUGAGCUGACCAAUUCCUUGUUAGUGGAUUUGGUUGAGAGAAACUGAAAGAAGCCCAGUGUGUGUGUGUGUGUGUGUGUGUGUCUUGACAUUGCAUGAGAUUUGUUAAUGCGUAUCGGUCAUAGAAGCAGUGUCAUUCAUUCCUGGUAUUCUGUGUGGAUAUGUCUGGCUGUGGGGAAAUAUUCCCUUGCUUGGAAACAAGUGAGGGUUGGUGACAGGGAGGGCAUCCACUUGUAGAAAAUCUGCUUCAUUAAACUCCUAAACACAGUCUGGUCAUGCUAGCAUGGAAACGACAACAAUAUAUACAUACGUACAUAUAAAAUCAUUAUCAUUUAACACACAAUUCUACAUUUUUGCAUGGGUCAUCGUGGAAUUCAUUGUGGCAAAUUUUUUUAUGGCCUUUCUUGUUGCUAUUGCUGACUUGUUUCCAAAUAAGGUAAUAUUUCCCCAUAGCCAGACAUUUUUUUUCAGAAAACUGGUAAUGAAUGGUACUGCUUGUAUGACAGUGACACUCAUUUACAACCACUAUGUGAUGUCAAGUCAAGGAGAUAUAAACACACAAAACAGGUUUCUUUCAGUUUCUGUCUUCCAAAUCCACUCGUAAGGUGUUCAUUAAUCUGUGGCUCUAGUAGAAGACACUUGCUCAAGGUACCACCUAGUGGGAUCGAACCUAAGACUACAUGGUUGGAAGCAAACUUCUUAGUCAUACAUCUAUGCUUGCACUUACGUCUUGUGUUUAAUGUUAAUGUCUCUUUUCUGUCUCUUCUAGUAGAGAAUUCAACCUCAAUUUGGUAAACCAUCAAAGUAAACAUUAAUUACUACUUAAUUAGUUCAGCACAUCGUUAUUGUUUGUUCUCAUUUGCUCUAAUGUAAGGUGAAUAAGGUCAAAGACGGAGAACUAGGCGUUAGUGUAAGCCUAAAGAUGGUAAGCCAUCAAAUUGAAAACCGUUCAAUAGGCUAAUUACUAAUUUCUUCCAAUCAGUCUGUGUCACCUUACCUCAAACACUUAUACAAAUUUCUGCUACUAAAACAUUAGUAACAAACCCUCAGUAAUGAAUGAAUUAAUGUACAUAAAUUAAUCAACUAAAAUAUGUCGAAUGAAAUGACCAAGUAAUUAGCCAUCACAUGAAGUUUCCAGUGUGUGUUGUUAGCAUCAUCUUUGUACAUUAGAAGACUUGAAAUGUUGUACAAUUGUCACUUUUAAAAUUUCACACAUGGAAAUUUAAUAAAAAUUAUUUAAAAUAUUUUAAAUACUAUUUUCUUCAUUCAGUUAGAAUUGUUUUCAUAUUUAACAAUUGCUCAACAAUGUUUAAUAAAGAUCUCAUCCUUUAUGAAUGACCAAUUCUGUAAAGAUUGUAAUAUAGGCCGUUGAAGUUACUCCACCCCCUACCCCAAUAUAUUACUGUUAAUUAGUGUAGUGAUUCCAAGGUGGUGAAAUGUAAUCUUAACCUUAAGAUUUGAACUCAGAACAAUAAGGUAACCAACUAGUUAUGUUACUUUCUUACCUGUUGCUUCAACCACUUGUGUUUUCACUAAUGUAAUAUUAAUUCACUUGUUCGGGACAUCUUAGAAACUUUUUUCUUAUAGAAAACUCAAAUUCUGUUCAACAUUUUGACAUUGGGACUGGAAGGAGAACCAUUCAUUAAAUAUUUGUAUUUCAUGAAGAUACUCAAUGGAAUGGUUAAAUCAGACAACCUUCUUAAAAAAACACAUUCUCUGGGAUAUUAAAAUAUCUAAAUCUUACAUUGAUGUGAACCCUAAUAAUUUUGAGUUUAUAGACUAUUUAAAUAUCACAAGUUUUAAGCAUAGCUACCUUGUAACAAUAAGUGCUAAAUGGGCAAGACAAUUGAUUAAUAUUUAACAGUAUAGAAGUAUCUUACUAAUUAAAUAUUUAAUUAGAAACUGGUUUCUUUAUUUCAUUAUUUCUGGUGUUGGACUGGUAGAAGCAGUAGAGUGUCAGACAAAAUGCUUAUAUUUGUGUCUGAAUCAUUUUUACAUUCUAAGUUCAAAUCAUGCCAGAGUUGACUUUACCUUUCAUCGUCCAGGGUUGAUAAAAUAAGUACCGGUGAAGGAGAGGAGUUACUUUUAUAAUUCUUCCUUACAAUUCAAGGUCUUAUCCAUCCAGUUACAUGAGAAACCAAUAUUUCUAUGGCUCUGUACAUCUGCACAUGCAAUGGAUUUGUAGAAUUAUUUUUAUUACUUUUCAAGGUUUCUCUGAUCUAUAAUCAUGAAGUGAAAUAUUUACAAAGAUAAAUUACCAAAUCAAAAUUAAUUUUCUGUCAUAUCCUAGUUGUGUGGCUUCUAUCGUAGGAUUGUUUAACUAAGGCCUGCUGGAAGUAAAUUCUAGGGUUUUAUACUAUUAUAAAAAUUUGCUUAAAGAUAGAAUACAUACGUAACUGCUAUAGACCUUUGAACAAUCUUUAUUUCAUUAUUUCUGGUGUUGGACUGGUAGAAGCAGUAGAGUGUCAGACAAAAUGCUUAUAUUUGUCUCUGAAUCCAUUUUACAUUCUAAGUUCAAAUCAUGCCAGAGAUGACUUUACCUUUCAUCGUCCAGGAUUGAUAAAAUAAGUACCGGUGAAGGAGAUCAUUAAUUAUUUUAUGAUUACAACUGUUUUUUAAAAAUAAUUUACUACUAAGAUUUUCAAUAAGAAAUUAUAUUAGAUUUUAUAAAUCAUGAAUUUGAGACUGAAAACACCAACAGGCCCAUGGAUGAGACUCAAAUAACAUCUGUUUAUUGCUAAGUGAGUGUAUUAUUGAUUUCAAUAUAGAGACGCUCUUACAAUUUCGUCUUUCUCAAAUGAGCUGUUUAACCCUUUUGUUAGCAAACUUCUGCUGAAAUACAUUAUAAAUUAACAUGUUUUGAUGGUAGGUUUUUUUUUUAUUAUUUAGAUUACUUUAAAAACAGAAGUUUUUGUCAUAGGAUCAAAGGCAGGUUGGUACACAAAGUGGGAAAAAAAAAAAAAAAAAUGUAAUUUUUUUUCCUAUUAUUUCUAUGUCCCAAAGAUAAUUGAACAGUUAUUUACUUAGCCUAGCAAACUGAGAUAUAAUGAAAUGUAAAAUUCUUGUAGGUUUAUGUUCAACAUAGAAAGUGUUCCAUGAAUCAAAUUAUGAACUGAAUUGACCAAUAAUAAAAUUAUUUAUUCAAAUCCUAGAGAUGCAGUUUGAUUCCCACCAGCAGACCUGUAGCCUUUUUUUUUUCUUUGUCUCAAAUUGGUGCUUAUAAUAGUUUUUCUUUUUUUUUUUAUAUAUUUUUAAAGAUCUUCUCCAUCCUUCCUUCCACACUUCUGUUGUUUCAACAUUAUUUACAAGUGGUUGAUUUUCACCAUAAACUAAUCUUAGAAUAACUGAUUGCCUUCAGGAAUGUAAUGUUAGUUCUUCUGUCUCACUGACAACAUGAGAAAAUUAUUGCUUAUUGUUUUAAGGCAUCGUUAUCAAGACCUGACAAUUGUUGACAUGUUACAGAAUGUGAAAUAUCUUAAGGCCUACAUUUUGUGACUAAAUAAAAAAAAAAUUUAAAAAACGCUUGAAAAAAUUGAAAAACAAA
Octopus sinensis (East Asian common octopus) is the source of this 14062-nucleotide messenger RNA. Its product is annotated as phosphatidylinositol 4-kinase alpha. Lineage: Eukaryota; Metazoa; Mollusca; Cephalopoda; Octopoda; Octopodidae. The transcript is spliced from 53 exons. Gene Ontology annotation, cellular component: plasma membrane; cytoplasm. Gene Ontology annotation, biological process: phosphatidylinositol-mediated signaling; phosphatidylinositol phosphate biosynthetic process. The record is from RefSeq and is a predicted model, not a curated record. Gene Ontology annotation, molecular function: 1-phosphatidylinositol 4-kinase activity. Bases 159 to 6551 code for a protein of 2130 amino acids.